CAGAAAAGUAAGAUACUUUUAAGUUAUAGGAAAUAAAUAAAUAAAUAAAUAAAGGAUUCCUCAGCCAUAAACAUUGCUGUCUGCUGCAGGCUCUCUGUUUCCCUCUGUUAACUUAAAAGACUUUUUCUUCAGAUCUCUCUUUCUUCUUCUUCGCUUGCUUUUCGAGCUUCAGAUCUCCAUAAGAAACACGUUACCCUUUGACCACCUCCUCUUCCUUAUCCUUAACAAAGAUGAACAACUCUGGAGUCCAACAAAACUCGUUCGAGGAGACCAGGAGAAACUCCUCCGUUGUUUGUCCUCAACCACGUCGUGUCGAUGUCCUCGACCACCAUCACUUUGCUCAAUCUCUCCGGUGGCAAGUCAGUCAUGAGAUGGAGAUAUGUGAAUCGAAUUUAAGAAGGAAGGAGAUGUUGGAUUUCAUCCUCACAAAGGGUGGUGGUUGUGAGCAAGAAGAUCCUUUCUUCACAGGGUCACCGCCAAGUAGAGUUUCUAACCCUUUAACAAAAGAUUCACUCUUUAAGGAAGAGCUUUUCGUGGUGGCUCCUCCUCCUCUGACCACUCCACGCGCAACCAAGCCGCCACCACCGUCGUCUCCAAGGAGCGGUGGUGGCGGUUGUGUUAGGGCGGUGACUAACUUUGGGAACAAACCUCCUGUUCGUGUCGUGGGAUUCAGUUGCCUUGACAGGGACAGACGCAGCAGCGUUCCGACUCUUGCUUAAAAGAGAACUGCAAAUAUAUAACAGAUAUGGAUUAAAAAAACAAUUAAAAAGAGGUUUAGUGAUUAUGAUGAUGGAUUAUGUGGGGUUUUUUUGGUGAAAAAAAUGUUAAAAAUUUGGGUAAUUUAAAAAAGGGCUGUAAUAUAAAAUUUAGGAUUUUGGGUCCAAUUUGGGAAUUUUUGUAAGUAAAAAUGGGAAGAGAUGUGAGUGGUUUGGUUUCAUUAGUGAAAAUAAGAGCAUUAGUGUUUAUUCCUUAUUGUAAGAAAAAAGGAAAGAAUUUUGAAAUGUGAAGAUAUCAUUUCUAUGUUGUCUCUUUUGUAAAUAUGUAAAUUUUAAAGGAACUGAAUAUUUUCGAGUCUUAUUUAUUCUCUGUUUUGUGACAAACGUUAGUGGAUUAGAGUGCAUUUUCAUUUAAACGAAGUAAUG
Eruca vesicaria subsp. sativa (arugula) is the source of this 1142-nucleotide messenger RNA. The record is from the annotation of a GenBank genome assembly. NCBI's taxonomy places the organism in Eukaryota, Viridiplantae, Streptophyta, Magnoliopsida, Brassicales, Brassicaceae.